CUGUUGGGGGGGGCGGCUGGUGCAGUGGCGGCUGCUCCAGGGGCGGCUGCUGCAGUGGCGGCUGCUCCAGGGGCGGCUGCUGCAGCGGUGGCUGCUCCAGGGGCGGCUGCUGCAGUGGCGGCUGCUCCAGGGGCGGCUGCUGCACUGGCGGCUGCUCCAGGGGCGGCUGCUGCACUGGCGGCUGCUCCAGGGGCGGCUGCUGCAGCGGCGGCUGCUCCAGGGGCGGCUGCUGCAGCGGCGGCUGCUCCAGGGGCGGCUGCUGCAGCGGCGGCUGCUCCAGGGGCGGCUGCUGCAGCGGCGGCUGCUCCAGGGGCGGCUGCUGCAGCGGCGGCUGCUCCAGGGGCGGCUGCUGCAGCGGCGGCUGCUCCAGGGGCGGCUGCUGCAGCGGCGGCUGCUCCAGGGGCGGCUGCUGCAGCGGCGGCUGCUCCAGGGGCGGCCGCUGCAGCGGCGGCUGCUCCAGGGGCGGCCGCUGCAGCGGCGGCUGCUCCAGGGGCGGCCGCUGCAGUGGCGGCUGCUCCAGGGGCGGCCGCUGCAGUGGCGGCUGCUCCAGGGGCGGCCGCUUGCAGUGGCGGCUGCUCCAGAGGCGGCCUGCUGCAGUGGCGGCUGCUCCAGAGGCGGCUGCUGCAGUGGCGGCUGCUCCAGGGGCGGCUGCUGCAGUGGCGGCUGGUUCCAGGGGCGGCUGCUGCAGUGGCGGCUGCUCCAGGGGCGGCUGCUGCAGUGGCGGCUGCUCCAGGGGCGGCUGCUGGAGUGGUGGCUGCUCCAGGGGCGGCUCGGCUGCUGGGCGACUCGGCGGCUCAGGUGUUGGGUGGCUCGGCGGCUCGGCUGCCCGCUAGGGGCAGCGACGGGGCCGGGUAG
Molecule: messenger RNA, 855 nt
Organism: Closterium sp. Naga37s-1
Lineage: Eukaryota; Viridiplantae; Streptophyta; Zygnematophyceae; Desmidiales; Closteriaceae
Source: the annotation of a GenBank genome assembly